UUGUCAAAUGAUAAAUAUUUCCUUUCAGUUUGCCUGUUUCAAUGUAGAAACAUGAGUGCAAAUUCGAUCUGUAUAUUAUGUUGUUGUUGUAUUUUCAUUUACAGUUCAAACGCCUUGUCUGUAGAAGAACGUUUAUUGGAACUGGAACGUGUUGUGAAGCUUCAAGGUGACAUCCUUAAUAAGCAUGAGAAAACAAUUCAGGACCAAAACGUUAUCAUUAAAAGUUAUGAGAACGAAAACAAUGAACUGAAACUGCGUGUGCAAACUCUUGAAAAUGAUAGGGGAAAACAUGAAGAGGGAUCAAAGGCUAAUGAUGUCACAUCAUAUCGAGAGGUAUUGGGUAGCAUUGAAAACCGUUGGAAAGCUUUAGGCGUAGAAAAGUCAAAAUAUGUCAGUGAUGUAAAUCAACGAGUUGGUAAUGGAUACAUUCGAACAUCAAACCGGAGCCACAUGGUGAAACGAGAAUCUCCUAACAUCGCAUUCCAUACUUAUGUUACUGGAAAGCGUUGCUUCAUGGAACAGCAGCUGAUUGUCUUUGAUACAGAAGUGGUGGAUGAGGGAGAUGGAUAUAGCAAAACGGAUGGAAUAUACGUCGUACCUGUUACCGGAACAUACGUGUUUACCUGGACAGUAUUUUCUCAGAAUCACCAGUGGUUUAGAGCAGAUAUUAUCAUUGACGGAGUGUCAAAGGGUUGGAUUCUUGCUGACAGCGACAACGACCAGGCCACUGGAAUAGUCAUUGCCCGAGUAAACGCGGGAAACCACGUAUUUAUACGAAGGGAUAAAGGAGACGGUUGCAACCUUCAUGAUGACCUUACCCGAUCGACAUUUUCAGGCUGGAAACUGUUUUAAGACAUGUACUGUAUCCUCUGUAAAUACUGAAAAAAACUUUUUACAAAUGUAAAAGUAAAGUAUUAUAAACGGUAAUCGAAUGUUUCUUUUUAAAUGAGCAGGCGAAAGUGAUACAGCUGCAGUGUCAUACAAUGAAUGUUAUAAGACAUUUGUAUAUCUUUCUUUUUUAUAAUAAUUGCUACCUAUAAUUUAUAAGGUUUAGAUAAUAUACAGUCCGGUGUGUAUUAAAUAACAUAACC
Mercenaria mercenaria is the source of this 1091-nucleotide messenger RNA. RefSeq lists its product as uncharacterized. The coding region runs from base 52 to 852 and encodes 266 amino acids. Gene Ontology annotation, molecular function: protein binding. The record is from RefSeq and is a predicted model, not a curated record. The transcript is spliced from 2 exons. Lineage: Eukaryota; Metazoa; Mollusca; Bivalvia; Venerida; Veneridae.